Molecule: messenger RNA, 2376 nt
Organism: Maudiozyma saulgeensis
Lineage: Eukaryota; Fungi; Ascomycota; Saccharomycetes; Saccharomycetales; Saccharomycetaceae
Source: the annotation of a GenBank genome assembly
AUGCGCCACUUAACCAUACCUGUGAUAUCCAAGCCACAAUUCAUAUUAAAAGGUCUAUCAAAAGGUGUCCAGACUCGUUGGAUUUCGAUAUCUCAUAUUAAACAAAAUAAUAGCGAACUUUCGUUAAAGAGAAUAUUUGAUGAUAACAUUUUAUGGAAGGACCUAAAUAAACAAAAUUAUCAAUAUAAUGACAAGCUUUCAAAUUCAGACACGUAUAAAGAUAGAUUUUUAUCUACAAUAUCAGAUUUCUCAAAAGAACGAAAUGGUAAAAAUGUUGGUUUAUUCAAUAACCCAUAUUUAACAGAUCCUAAGGGUCUGAAAGAGUUCAGUAAAGCAUCACUAAAUAACGCUCGAGCAUUAACUGAAUUAAUGAAAACAGAUGCAUCGAAGGAAGGACUGAAGAAUUAUAUUGUUAAUCUAGAUAAGCUAAGCGAUACACUAUGUAGAGUUAUCGAUCUUUGUGAAUUUAUUCGUUCUGCACAUCCUGAUGAACGUUUCGUGAAAGCAGCUCAAUUAUGUCAUGAGCAGAUGUUUGAGUUUAUGAAUGUAUUAAAUACGGAUGUUAAAUUAUAUGAUAGACUUAAGAAGGUUUUAACUGAUGAAACUAUUUUAGGAACAUUAUCAAAAGAAGAAAUUAAGGUGGGCGGCAUACUUUUAGAAGAUUUUGAAAAAUCUGGGAUUUGUAUGACGUCAGAGAUAAGAGACAAAUUUAUAUCACUUUCUCAAGAUAUCAGCCUUAUAGGACAAGAUUUUAUCAAUAAUACCGGUGUCGCCAGAGAAACAUAUACAAUUGUUAAUGCGAAAGAAUUGGAGAGUUGUAAUAUUCCUGUUUUCAUAUUAGAUAAAUUGAAAAGGGAUCUAACUGGCAAACAUUACAAAAUUCCAACUUAUGGUGCCAUCCCAUUUGCUAUUUUAAGAGCAGCUACUAGCGAAAAGAUUAGAGAACAAAUAUGGACCUCAUUACACAGUUGUCCUGACGAUCAGAUUACUCGUUUAACUCAUUUAAUUAAGUUAAGGUCUAUCUUAGCAAACCUGAUGGGAAAAUCAAGUUUCGCAGAGUAUCAAUUAGAUGGGAAAAUGGCAAAGACCCCACAAGGUGUUAAAAACUUUAUCGGAUCAUUGGUAGAAUCUACAAGACCUUUAGCUGCAAAUGAACUUCAAUUUAUUUCAGAUAUGAAAUGUGAAGAAAUGCAUACACAACCAUCGAGGGACCCCCACAAUGUUUUAGAUAAUGUACGCCCUUGGGAUAGAGAUUAUUUCAGUUGGUUGUCAAAACAAAAUAUUACAAAGACGGAAGGUAUCGUCGAAGAUGAACCAAUUUCUACUUACUUCACAUUAGGCGGUGUCUUAGAAGGUCUCUCAGAAAUUUUCCGUAGCGCAUAUGGUUUAGAAUUAAAACCAGUGGUACCGCAACUUGGGGAAACUUGGUCUGCAGAAGUUCGAAGAAUUAACGUUGUGUCAGAAACGGAUGGAACUGUUGGUGUUAUAUACUGUGAUUUAUUUGAAAGGAUCGGAAAGACUCAAAAUCCUGCUCAUUUCACAGUUUGUUGUUCAAGACAGACAUAUGCAAAAGAAAAUGAUGAGUCAAUAAUGCAAAUUGGUGUAGAUCCAAAGGGUGUAAGAUAUCAGCUACCAAUAAUAUCACUAGUUUGCAAUUUCUCUAAGACCAGCAUAUCAUCUGAUAAAAACAUAUGCCUCUUACAAUUAAAUGAAAUUGAAACAUUAUUCCAUGAGAUGGGGCAUGCUAUUCAUUCUAUGCUGGGUAGAACUAGAUUACAGAAUAUUAGUGGUACACGUUGCCCUACCGAUUUUGUUGAGUUACCUAGUAUCUUAAUGGAACAUUUUGCUAGAGAUCCGCGAGUAUUAAGAAACAUAGGGAUCCAUUAUAUAACGGGUAAAACCAUCCCAGAAGAAUUACUUGUAAAACAUUUGGAAGAUAAUAAAUUUUUACAGAAUUGCGAAACUUUUGCGCAAGCAAAGAUGGCAAUGCUAGAUCAAGAACUACAUGGAGCUAAUAUUAUACAGAAUAUCAAUACUGUGAAUGUUGUUAAGAUCUAUCAAGAUUUAGAACGCCAAAUGGGUGUCUUAGUGGAUGACAAAAGUAACUGGUGUGGAAGAUUCGGACACUUAUAUGGUUAUGGUGCUACGUAUUACAGUUAUUUGCUAGAUAGGGCCAUUGCAUCAAAAGUAUGGGAAAAGCUAUUUUCGAAAGAUCCAUACAGUAGAGUAGGUGGCGCCCAAUUCAGAGACAAAGUAUUGAAAUGGGGUGGCCUUAAGGACCCAUGGGCCUGUAUUACAGACGUAUUAGAACAACCCACACUUAUAAAAGGUGAUUCUGAAGCCAUGAAGUACUUCGGGAACACACAAGACCUAUAA